Ziziphus jujuba (common jujube) is the source of this 1245-nucleotide messenger RNA. RefSeq names its product protein LSD1. Lineage: Eukaryota; Viridiplantae; Streptophyta; Magnoliopsida; Rosales; Rhamnaceae. The transcript is spliced from 8 exons. Bases 368 to 856 code for a protein of 162 amino acids. The record is from RefSeq and is a predicted model, not a curated record.
AUAUAAAAAAAUAAGAAAAAAAAUUAAAAAGGUUUUUCACCAAAGAGAGCCGUAAUUAAUAAUUAUUGAAAAAGGAAAACAAUAAGUUGUAAUUUAAUGCUGAAAGGGAAUAACGUGUUAUGGCUUUUCGUUCAGGUGAUAUGAUAGAACUUGUUUUGUUAAAAACAAAAAGGAUUUCUUUAUUUGACCCGAUUCCGCGUUUGGUUGGAUCUAAUCUCCGCGGUUCUUUCAUUGCGAAUUGUUUGAGAUUUUACAUUCCCAAAGCUUUUCAAAUCCAUCGUUGGGACCUUGAGCGAUUGGAUUUUGUCGGAUAAAGGUUGAAUUGCACCAAGGGGUUGUGAAGCACAUAUUUUGAGCGAAAUCAGCUAUGCAGAGCCAGCUUGUGUGUAAUGGGUGUAGGAGCCUUCUUCUUUAUCCCAGGGGCGCUACAAAUGUUUGUUGUGCAUUAUGCAACACGCUUACCUCAGUUCCCCCUCCUGGGAUGGAAAUGGCGCAACUUGUAUGCGGAGGCUGCAGGACUUUAUUAAUGUAUACACGUGGGGCAACAAGUGUGCGAUGCUCUUGCUGUCAUACAAUGAACCUUGCUUCAGCAUCCAAUCAGUUUGCCCAAGUCAACUGCGGGAACUGUCGGACAAUGCUUAUGUAUCCAUAUGGAGCCCCAUCAGUCAAAUGUGCAGUAUGUCACCAUGUUACCAAUGUUGGGGCAAUUCCAGGGUUCCAAUUCCAGUGCACAGACCUGGUGGGACAGCUAAUUCUGGAGCAGCUCCUCCUACUUCGGCUUCCGUGCCUCAUUCUCAAAGCCGAACGGUUGUUGUUGAGAAUCCUAUGUCAGUUGACGAAAGUGGCAAAUUGGUGAGCAAUGUUGUCGUUGGUGUCACAAUAGGAAAGAAAUGACGAGAUCAGAAACCGAGAACAAUCUGCUGGUAGAUUUAUUCGACACGGAGCAAUCCAUUCCAAAUCCUUCUUUUAAAUCACUUGAUUUAUAUACAUGGAAAUUGGUUGUGUAUAUUUUGUGGGAGAUGACACUGUCGUUUGUCAAAGAAAACUAUUUCCAGAUUUGUGAGGUUUCAGUGAAACUGUAAUUGUGAUGUAUUAAUUAAAAGGUGGGAGAUGGAAAGGGCUAUCCUUUGUUGUCUCGUUGAUUUAUAUACACUCAAGUAUUGUUUUGAAACAGUACAUAUUGAUCAUAGCUUAUCAGUGAAAUUGCACGAUAAUAAAUUCCAAACAAAAUUGUUGGUCUAGCAA